This is a messenger RNA of Oncorhynchus kisutch (coho salmon), 692 nucleotides long. Its product is annotated as catenin delta-1-like. NCBI's taxonomy places the organism in Eukaryota, Metazoa, Chordata, Actinopteri, Salmoniformes, Salmonidae. The record is from RefSeq and is a predicted model, not a curated record. Gene Ontology annotation, molecular function: protein binding. Bases 81 to 692 code for a protein of 203 amino acids. Gene Ontology annotation, cellular component: plasma membrane; nucleus; cytoplasm. Gene Ontology annotation, biological process: cell-cell adhesion. The transcript has 7 exons.
UCUCUCUCCCUCCCUCACCCUCUCUCUCCCUCCCUCCCUCCCUCACCCUCCCUGUCUGUCUCCAGCUGAUAGAGAACAGUAUGUGUCUGCUGAGGAAUCUGUCCUAUCAGGUUCACCGGGAGGUGCCGGGCGCUGAGCGCUACCAGGAAGCCAUGUCCCUCAACCAGGGCCCUGCCCCCUCCACUGGAAAGACCAACCGCUUCAGCUCCCGCAGAGGCAAAGAUGACUGGUGUUCUAAAGGGAGAAAUGAAGACGGAGCAGAUAUGAUUGACAUUCCAAAGAGGACUACACCUGCCAAAGGUUAUGAGUUGUUGUUCCAGCCAGAGGUGGUGCGUGUCUACACCUCUCUGCUGAAGGAGAGUAAGAACCCCACCGUGCUGGAAGCCUCCGCCGGAGCCGUGCAAAACCUGUGUGCCGGACGCUGGACCUAUGGGCGGUAUAUCCGUGCGUUGUUGCGUCAGGAGAAGGGUCUUCCCAUGAUGACAGAGCUGUUGGCCCAUGGCAACGACCGGGUGGUGAGGGCCAUGUCUGGAGCUCUGAGGAACCUGGCUAUCGACGCUCGCAACAGAGACCUGCUCGGUAAACAUGCAGUUCCCCACCUGGUAUCCAACCUGCCUGGUGGUGGGUCAGAGCAGCCUGUGAGGGCUCUGUCAGAGGAGACGGUGGGUGUCUGUACUGAGCACCCUUCAUGA